UACGCUGCGCGCGGUUGCCAUGGUGAUGCGCGCCGCGGACGCCAGGGCCUUGUGUGAGUCGCUCCGGGCUGCGCGGCCACUGAGGUGCGGCGACCCGGGUCUGCGCCCGCGGGGGCGGUGAGCUCGCCUAUGGGCCUUUCCAAAAGCAAAGAGAAACCCCGGAAAGGGGAGGAGCCGCCCAGCUGUUCCGCUCCCGGGGCCGCGGAGCGGGCGAUGGAGAAGCCGGCCCCGGAACCCAGGCGGGCAGAGCGGGGGUCGGAGCGGCCUGCGGACGGCCCGCACCCGGGGCCCAGGACAGCGCGGCGCCCGCCGGAAGAGAAACCUGAUGUAAAGCAAAAGUCCACCAAGAAGAAAUUCGUCAUUCCGCACAUUAUCAUCACUCGGGCCUCGAAUGAGUCGCUAGUCAGCUACAGUUCCAGCGGAAGUGAAGAGCAGAGAACCAUCCGGGAACCUGAGGACUGGGGCCCCUACCGGCGACACAGGACCCCCAGUACAGCAGAUGCCUAUGAUUUACGUUUCAAAAAAUAAACGGACACCCUUGCAUAGCACCCGUUA
Callithrix jacchus (white-tufted-ear marmoset) is the source of this 555-nucleotide messenger RNA. It is a transcript of the gene SPATA33, whose product is annotated as spermatogenesis associated 33. NCBI's taxonomy places the organism in Eukaryota, Metazoa, Chordata, Mammalia, Primates, Cebidae. The record is from RefSeq and is a predicted model, not a curated record. Gene Ontology annotation, cellular component: cytoplasm; nucleus.